CGUUUAGCUUCAGUGGGACUGGAUGCCAAAAAUACAGUCUGUAUUUGGGACUGGAAGAGAGGAAAACUACUGGCAACAGCCACAGGCCAUUCAGACAGGAUAUUUGAUAUCUCCUGGGAUCAAUAUCAGCCAAACAGAAUUGUCAGCUGUGGAGUAAAACACAUAAAGUUUUGGACAUUGUGUGGAAACGCACUGACAGCAAAGAGAGGAAUAUUUGGUAAAACAGGAGAUCUCCAGACUAUCCUUUGCUUAGCAUGUGCGAAAGAAGAUGUCACCUACUCUGGAGCUUUGAACGGGGACAUCUACGUGUGGAAGGGGCUGAACUUAGUCCGCACAAUCCAAGGGGCACACAGCGCUGGAAUUUUUAGUAUGUAUGCUUGUGAGGAAGGUUUUGCCACUGGAGGGAGAGAUGGUUGCAUUCGGUUGUGGGACACUGAUUUCAAACCGAUUACUAAGAUUGAUCUCAGGGAGACUGAACAAGGAUACAAAGGUUUGUCCAUCCGAAGUGUCUGUUGGAAAGCAGACAGACUUUUAGCAGGGACACAGGACAGUGAGAUAUUCGAGGUGCUAGUAAGGGAGAGGGAUAAGCCCAUGCUGAUCAUGCAGGGUCAUUGUGAAGGGGAGCUCUGGGCCCUGGCAGUCCAUCCAAAGAAGCCUCUGGCAGUCACGGGCAGUGACGAUCGCUCUGUACGGCUGUGGAGUCUGGCUGACCACGCCCUGAUAGCUCGCUGCAACAUGGAGGAGGCCGUGCGGAGCGUGGCCUUCAGCCCCGACGGGGCUCAGCUGGCCCUGGGCAUGAAGGAUGGCUCCUUCAUCGUCCUGAGAGUGAGAGACAUGACAGAGGUGGUUCAUAUCAAAGACCGCAAGGAAGUGAUCCAUGAAAUGAAGUUCUCCCCAGAUGGCUCUUACCUUGCUGUGGGCUCCAACGAUGGCCCCGUGGAUGUCUAUGCGGUUGCUCAACGGUACAAAAAAAUAGGAGAAUGCAACAAGUCUUCUAGUUUUAUAACUCACAUUGACUGGUCUGUCGACAGCAAAUUCUUGCAAACCAACGAUGGUGCAGGAGAGAGACUGUUCUACAAGAUGCCAUCUGGGAAGCAUCUAACGAGCAAAGAUGAGAUCAAAGGAAUUCACUGGGCCUCAUGGACCUGUGUGAUAGGAUCUGAAGUGAAUGGAAUCUGGCCAAAAUACACAAACGUUACAGAUGUCAACUCUGUGGAUGGAAAUUACAACAGCUCAGUGCUAGUGACUGGAGAUGACUUUGGACUGGUUAAAUUAUUCAGAUUCCCAUGUCUAAAGAAAGGAGCUAAGUUUAGGAAAUACAUUGGCCACUCAGCACAUGUAACCAACGUCCGUUGGUCCCACGACUUCCAGUGGGCUGUGAGUACAGGAGGUGCUGACCACUCGGUUUUCCAGUGGCGAUUCCUUCCCGAAGGGAUAACGAACGGCGGCCUUGAAACACCUCCACAAGAGGGUGGGGUUGAUUCCUACAGUGAAGAAUCAGAUUCAGAUUUAUCUGAUGUGCCAGAGUUAGACUCUGACAUUGAGCAGGAAGCUCAAAUCAACUAUGAUCGCCAGGUUUACAAAGAAGACCUACCUCAGCUGAAACAGCAAAGUAAAGAGAAAAACCAUUCUGUGCCCUUCCUUAAAAGAGAGCGAGCGCCUGAGGACAGUUUAAAGUUGCAGUUUAUACAUGGCUACAGAGGCUAUGACUGUCGAAACAACUUGUUCUACACCCAGACUGGAGAAGUGGUGUACCAUAUUGCUGCUGUGGCUGUUGUAUAUAACAGGCAGCAGCACACCCAGAGGCUGUACCUUGGUCAUGACGAUGACAUCCUCAGCCUAAGCAUUCACCCAGUGAAAGACUACGUUGCUACUGGACAGGUUGGAAGAGAUGCUGCUAUCCACGUCUGGGACACACAGACUCUGAAAUGUUUAUCGUUGCUCAAAGGCCAGCAUCAGAGAGGAGUAUGUGCACUGGAUUUUUCAGCUGAUGGAAAAUGUUUGGCAUCUGUUGGUCUAGAUGAUAAUCAUGCCAUUGUGUUUUGGGACUGGAAAAAAGGAGAAAAGCUAGCAACAACCAGGGGCCAUAAGGAUAAAAUAUUUGUGGUGAAGUGCAAUCCACAUCAUGUAGACAAACUAGUCACUGUUGGGAUAAAGCACAUCAAAUUUUGGCAGCAAACAGGUGGAGGCUUUACAUCAAAACGAGGAACAUUUGGAACUACUGGGAAACUGGAAACCAUGAUGAGUGUUUCCUACGGGCGACUAGACGACCUGGUGUUCUCUGGGGCUGCUACUGGAGACAUCUACAUCUGGAAGGAUACUCUGUUGCUUAAGACAGUGAAAGCCCACGAUGGGCCAGUAUUUGCCAUGCAUGCACUGGAUAAGGGGUUUGUAACUGGUGGAAAGGAUGGAAUUGUGGCCCUGUGGGAUGAUAUGUUUGAAAGAUGUCUGAAGACGUAUGCUAUUAAAAGAGCUGCACUAUCUGCUAGUUCUAAAGGUUUACUUUUAGAAGACAAUCCCUCCAUUCGAGCCAUCAGUCUAGGACAUGGACAUAUACUAGUGGGAACUAAAAAUGGAGAGGUACUUGAAAUUGAUAAAAGUGGCCCUAUGACACUACUUGUUCAGGGACAUAUGGAAGGAGAAGUCUGGGGCUUGGCAGCUCAUCCUCUCUUGCCUGUCUGUGCGACAGUGAGUGAUGAUAAAACACUCCGAAUCUGGGAACUGUCAUCCCAGCACCGCAUGCUGGCAGUGAGGAAACUCAAAAAAGGUGGCCGCUGCUGUGCCUUCUCCCCGGACGGCAAGGCCUUGGCGGUGGGGCUGAACGACGGCAGCUUCCUGGUGGUCAACGCUGACACUGUGGAGGACAUGGUCUCCUUUCACCACAGAAAGGAGAUGAUCUCGGAUAUCAAGUUUUCCCGAGAAUCAGGAAAGUACCUGGCUGUGGCUUCCCACGACAACUUUGUAGAUAUUUACAAUGUGCUUACCAGCAAGAGAGUGGGGAUUUGCAAAGGUGCAUCCAGCUACAUCACACACAUCGACUGGGACUCGAGAGGAAAAUUACUGCAAGUCAAUUCUGGUGCCAAAGAGCAGCUCUUUUUUGAAGCACCAAGGGGAAAAAGGCAUAUUAUAAGAAUUACUGAGAUAGAGAAGAUUGAGUGGGAUACCUGGACGUGUGUUCUUGGCCCCACCUGUGAGGGAAUUUGGCCCAAGCACAGCGAUGUCACCGUUGUGAACGCAGCGAGUCUGACAAAAGACGGAACACUGCUAGCCACAGGAGAUGAUUUUGGUUUCGUGAAGCUUUUCUCAUAUCCAGUGAAGGGCCAACACGCGAAAUUCAAGAAGUACGUGGGUCACAGCGCGCAGGUAACCAACGUGAGGUGGUUACACAAUGAUUCUGUGCUGCUGACUGUAGGUGGUGCUGAUACAGCUUUGAUGAUCUGGACCAGAGAAUUUCUGGGCAUUCAGGAGAGUAAGCUGGUUGAUAGUGAAGAAUCAGACACAGAUGCAGAAGAAGAUGGAGGUUAUGAUAGUGAUGUUGCAAGAGAAAAAGCAAUUGACUAUACCACUAAGAUCUAUGCAGUAAGCAUCCGAGAAAUGGAAGGGACAAAACCACAUCAGCAGCUGAAGGAAGUUUCAGUAGAAGAGAG
Merops nubicus (carmine bee-eater) is the source of this 3647-nucleotide messenger RNA. RefSeq names its product echinoderm microtubule associated protein like 5 (gene EML5). Gene Ontology annotation, molecular function: microtubule binding. The transcript has 25 exons. The annotation marks the transcript as partial. NCBI's taxonomy places the organism in Eukaryota, Metazoa, Chordata, Aves, Coraciiformes, Meropidae. The record is from RefSeq and is a predicted model, not a curated record.